AUCAAUCCAGUGCACACCUCUUGCCUCCGCCCCUCUCCCCCUUAGGAGCGCACCUCCUCCCCCUCCUCCUGUGCCAACAUCCCCUCUGCAUCCCGCAGAGCUCUCGGCCACGGGAAAACAUCCCCCCCAAAAUGGAGCUCCUGAAGCCGAGGGAGGACUAACGCAGCGUCCGCUAAAGGGGGAGUCAGCUGGCUCGUCAGCCAGCUGAUAAGAAGACAGUGAGAAUAGCAGAAGCUGGAAGACUGCCUGGCCUCAUGUCAGCCCCUGCUCCAGCCAGUCGGAGGUCUGCAUCGAGCUCCCGCCGGCGGUCUCCUGCAGGCCCCAGCAACAGGGAUCCUCAUGGUAAUGCCUCCCUCAGUAGCAGCAGCAACUCUGGCUCUUGUAAAGGCAGCGACUGCAGCCCGACCAAAGGACGUCACCAAAAGUACAUCUCAUGUACAGACAACCAUGGUAUUCGGCCCCCGCCACCAGAACAGUACCUCACACCUCUGCAGCAGAAAGAGGUGUGUAUCCGGCACUUGCGGGCCAGGCUAAAAGAAACCAUCAACACACUGCAAAACAGGGACACAGAGAUAGAUGAGUUGAGAGAAAAGCUUUACAAAAUGCAGGAGGACUGGGUGGAGGAGGAGUGCCACCGCGUGGAGGCUCAGCUGGCCCUGAAGGAGGCGCGACUGGAGAUCCAGCAACUUAAACAGGCCGUAGAUACGGUCCGCGACAGGUUGAGCGAUGCCGGGGGAUUCAGCGGUGACAUCGGGGUCCAAAAGUAUUUUCAAGACAUCAACACUCAAAACCACAAGCUCGAGAACCUGCUGCUCAACAUGGAAUUAGCUCAGGUGGGAUUAGCCAAGGAUGGGGAAGCCAUAGCAGGCCGUCGGACCCGUGUCGGGGGUUCGGCGCCAGCGUCAGUGUCUGGGGAAAGUCCAGGCGGAAUACCAAAACCAGCAAUAGGAGGAAGAGGUUCUUGUUCUUGUGAUGCAUCGCCAGCUCGUUCUCUGACCCGUAGCUCCACCUACACCAAACUGAGCGAUCAAGCGGCAAACCGAAAUGGCAACAGCGCCGAUUUUCCUGGUCUUUCAGCUGAUGGCACUCAGGAUAGUGGCUUUGUAUGCUGUGGGGAGAGCAACAGUGUGCCGAGCCGGGCUGACUUGCUCCUAGAGGCCGCCUUCCUCUCGGAGGAAACUGCUUCAUUGCUCAACUCCUACGCACAAACCUUUUCCCGCGCCACAUCCAACUCUUUACCUCACACAUACUCCCAAACCUUACCUCAUUCUUUCCCUCACAACCUGUCGGUGCCCCACACGAUGCCGCACUCGGCCACCUAUGAGAAGCUGGGCGAACGCCAGUCAACAUUUCGUUGCGGUAUAGGUGGAGGCGGCUGCAUGAGCCAUCCCUGCUUGUCACACCACCUGUACCUACAUCCCCUACGCGAGACGGGCAUUCAGACCGAGAGCUGUCCCAUCCCAGCGACAUCAGGUUGCCCAUCAGACUUGGAUACCAUUGCUGAACAACGUACCUUCAGAUCCCAGGCCUGCAGCCCUACUUCCACGUGGAUGUCCGAUGAAGGAGAGGAAGAUAUAGACUCCAUCACCACCACCACUUCUCUAACCAGAUCAACUGUCAGGAGUGCGGCCACAGAGCCGAUUCCAUCCUCCAAAUUGCCACGGGUUAAUUCCAUUCCGCGUUCUGCCACUGUGGGCUGUUCCAUGGAGAGCCCUUCAUGUGAAGGGAAGGAGGGCAUGAAGGAAGAUACAGAGGAAGAAUCUGCUGCAGUGGACAAUCAGGGUGAAGUACAGGAACAAUCAAAGGACGUUGCACUGUGCAGUUCAGCAGAGAGAAAGGAAGGCCUUUGGAUUGUAGAGGACAGACCGUUUGGGAAAUCCCUGGAAACAGCCAACAGCAAUUGCAUCCGGGAAGCAGAUGGCCUAAUUCAGACAGAAACACCAGGACUAAGCCCAUGUAGCCCAGAAUCCCCACAAGGUGAAGAGCAACCUCACACCUCCCAGCCAAAACGAGUUGUUCCCCACGAGCAGGGGGCUGGUGUCGGCAUUGUUUUGGGAGUGCACGACAGCGAGGAUGAUGAGGAGCCCGAAACCGAAGAGCAAGGCGAUCAAGGCAGUGCUUCAGCAGAAGAGGAGGCAGACUCCGCCUCGUGUUCCGAGCCAAUACAGAAAAGCUACUGGAGUCGUCACUUCCUAGUGGAUCUGCUGGCAGUGGCGAUCCCCGUGGUGCCGACAGUGGCGUGGCUGUGCCGGGGUCCGGUUCGAGACGGGCAGCCCAUAUACCACUUUGGGUCACUGCUGAGAGGCUGCUGCACUGUGGCUCUGCACUCGCUGCGCAGGGGUGGGGGGUUAAGGCAUUACCCCGCGGGCGGGGGGGACCUUGGUGGAUCUCAGAUGUGAGCGUAGUUUCUUCUAAAUUCCCUCCAUUAGGAUGUUCAACCAUCACCAUACGGCUUUUAAUUAGAAAAGGUCUGGUGACACAUAGUGAACAUCCCGCCUUGAAGGAUAACUUUGGAAAGAGCUUAUGUGCAUUAAGUGAAGUGACUGGGUUGUCCCAAGCACUCGUCUGAGGCAAGGAGCUGAAUGUGCUGAUUGAACUGAAUGAUCAAUAAUUGGAUGUUGAAUGCUGAUUGUUUCGUUUUUCAAAUGCAGGGAAAACUUUCAAGGUUUGUUGCUUGCUCAACAUUGCAGACUCACCGAUGACUGGAACUAGCACUUUGUUGGAUAUGUACACAAAAUACUCUUUGGUGUAUGUUCAAGGACCUGUAUCGUCUCCUGUAGACAAACUAAGAUUCAUUCAUUGAGUCAAACUCAAAAACUCAUGUCUCUCUUGUGCUUAAAGUUCUUAACAAUUCCAUUUCAGGUAUCAUAAAUGGGCUUUCAGUAUCCCAUCUUUUGUGUCUUUUGUUAGCACCCUCAAACUCCAAGUGUCCAGUUUUGUACAUAUAUAUUUUUAUUUAAGCCUUCCUACCCAAAUGCUUUCAUUCAUCCAUCAGUUUUCUCUGCUCAUCAGAGUCACAAGUCAGCUGGAAUCUAUCCAAGCUGACUUUUGGUGAGAGACGGGGAACAUCCAGAACUUGUCACCAGUCAGGCAGAGUCCCCAUAUGCUUCCAUUCCAAACCAAACUUGCACCUUCAUAUGACAACCCUUUCCCUCACCAACAAGUUACUAAAUGUAGAUACUAGCGAGCUGGCACAUCACACACUGGCUCAAUUUGUCUCCUACUGUGGAACACUCUGCUGUACAGAUCUCAAAGUCCUGUUGUCUUGCUCAACUGUCAUGUACCCUCCACUUAAGAACAAGUUUCUUCUGCUAUGCAUUGUACUAGUAGACAUAGAAUAAAAAUAACCAUUGCACUUGUAGACAGAGGUCCCUCGGAGGUGGAACACAAUCCAUUUGUUCAGGUUUGAAAUUGUCAGUGCAAAAAAAGUUAUAUUAGUAACUUGUGUGAAUGGUAAAACUUACAAUAAACACAAAUACAACCAAA
Molecule: messenger RNA, 3486 nt
Organism: Syngnathus typhle (broad-nosed pipefish)
Lineage: Eukaryota; Metazoa; Chordata; Actinopteri; Syngnathiformes; Syngnathidae
Gene: snphb
Product: syntaphilin b
Exons: 5
Coding region: 255-2399 (714 amino acids)
Biological process (GO): neuron differentiation
Cellular component (GO): cytoplasmic microtubule; mitochondrion
Source: RefSeq, a predicted model, not a curated record